Coccinella septempunctata (seven-spotted ladybird) is the source of this 1935-nucleotide messenger RNA. Its product is annotated as elongation of very long chain fatty acids protein AAEL008004-like. The record is from RefSeq and is a predicted model, not a curated record. Gene Ontology annotation, molecular function: fatty acid elongase activity. NCBI's taxonomy places the organism in Eukaryota, Metazoa, Arthropoda, Insecta, Coleoptera, Coccinellidae. Gene Ontology annotation, cellular component: endoplasmic reticulum membrane. The transcript has 9 exons. Gene Ontology annotation, biological process: fatty acid elongation, monounsaturated fatty acid; very long-chain fatty acid biosynthetic process; fatty acid elongation, polyunsaturated fatty acid. The coding region runs from base 307 to 1233 and encodes 308 amino acids.
AAUUAUUCUAAAACGCGUCAAAUUUGCAAUAAUCUGCCGUAUGGUUCACCUUGGUGUAUAUCACUUUUAGAUUGCCGGAAUCCCGGAAGGAAUCCAAGAAAAUGUGUGUUUUAACAUAUUUAAAUGGUAUUAAAGUUUAGACCAUUGUAUUUUCGAGUCAAUUCGUUUCAGAAGCCUGCGAGGUGAGGCUUACAGGUCGCGAGUUGGUGAUUGAAGACGGGCGUGCUGUUUUAUUGUUAGAUGGUCGUGAAUUUUUCUAGUUGGACUGACGCUUCUCUUUAGUCGUGUACAUUUGCUGUUAACAUAAUGGCUGUAACUUAUAAUCCAUUUAGCAUAAUCAACAACUACAUGAACAAAUACCAAGAUUCACGUACAGCGAAUUGGUUGUUUAUGUCAAGUCCCUUUUACACAUUAGGAAUAUGUUUAUCUUAUGUUUACAUAGUAAAGGUCCUUGGUCCAAAACUCAUGGAGAACAGGAAGCCUUUCCAGUUAAGAAGAGUUUUGAUCGCUUAUAACUUCCUACAAGUCUUGUUCAGUUUAUACCUGUUUCUAGGGAUCGGUUUCAAUGGAUGGUUCACUGGAGAGUACAGCUGGAAAUGUCAACCGGUGGACUACAGCCUGAAACCCAGUACCGUAAGGAUGGUGCAUCUUUCUUGGUGGUAUUAUUUCUCCAAAUUCACGGAAUUCUUUGACACCUUUUUCUUCGUGAUGAGGAAGAAGUAUGAUCAAGUCAGUACACUUCACGUGAUUCAUCAUGGUGUUAUGCCAAUGUCUGUUUGGUUUGGAGUCAAGUUUACACCAGGUGGCCAUAGUACAUUCUUUGGUCUUUUGAACACUUUUGUCCAUAUAAUUAUGUACUUCUACUAUAUGCUGAGCGCUAUGGGACCUCAUAUGCAGAAGUACUUAUGGUGGAAGAAAUAUCUCACUACCCUUCAAAUGGCCCAAUUUGUUGGAAUAAUGGUACAUGCCUUCCAGCUUCUGUUCAUCGACUGCAAUUACCCACGAGCUUUCGUUUGGUGGAUCGGAAUGCACGCUGUUAUGUUCUUCUUCCUUUUCAAGGAAUUCUACAACAAGGCUUACCAGAGGAAACCAAGGGCUAAAAUAGAAUCGUCCGACAAAAGCGAAAAGCCCAAAGAAAACGGUCACGUGGAAGAAAUGAAACCAGGGAAAACCGUCAGCGAAUACUACGUUAAUGGUACUGCUGACGUACAUCACAGGAUGAAGUCUCAUUGAGAGUUUGUUAGUAAAUUGUUAUUUAUUUAAAAGUAUAUGGACUCCUCAUACGUAGUUGAAAUGAACAUGAGUCAAGUACAUUGAAUUUGCUCAAUUAAUAUAAAAAGGUUCAGGCAUUCUAUAGGUUUUUCACAGCUGACUGCUGGACAUGUCUCAUUCGUAUACGUAGAAAUACCGAAAAGACAAUUUUUCUCAUCACACAUCCAAGCAAAUAGAUACAUGAAUAUUUAAGUUCUUGACGAUCUUGAAAUUAAUGAACGAAACAUCACAGUUGCUCAGUCAAACGCUGAUUCUCUCUCUACGAGUUUUCCAUCUAGACAAUUUUUCAUGAAUAAAAAGAAUUAGAUUGUGAUAAAACAUGUCUCUGUAUUGAAACAGAAGUAGGAACUGCCAUACGUUCAAAUCUAUUGUAGGUAAUUUGAAAUUUUGUGACCAAAUCUUCCAUUCGAAUCAUAGUUGAUUAUUUAUUCUGUAUCAUUCCAUAAAAUUAUUCUCAUUGGACGUAUUUUAUCAAUUGGAGUGGAUUUUUUUUCACACGGGUGCUAAUAACUGUUUGAAUUUUCCUAUUUUUAUUGUUUGAUUAAUUGAAGGCUUAGAUUCGCAAUUUUACUUAAUGUUGAAUACGAGAAUAGAGUAGUUAAUAUUAUUUGUUGUAAAUAUUUUUAUACAUAUUGUGAAAAUAAAUUUAAUGAUGAUUAUAGA